Molecule: messenger RNA, 486 nt
Organism: Eriocheir sinensis (Chinese mitten crab)
Lineage: Eukaryota; Metazoa; Arthropoda; Malacostraca; Decapoda; Varunidae
Exons: 2
Coding region: 69-410 (113 amino acids)
Source: RefSeq, a predicted model, not a curated record
GUUCAAGACCAAGGGAGCAAGAGGACUGUACAUGGAAACUUAACUUUUAUAAAGCGGAUAAUGAGAAGAUGAAAGACUUGUUUCGGGAAAUACAUAAAACACCCACGAAGAAGAAGAAGAAGCGAAGGCCUGACUCUCCAACGGGUCACCUGUACAGCAAGAGCAAGAGAGCACACGCCGCAUCCCUUCUGGCCCUGCCCAACCAGCCCCCUAAAACACCCCAGAAGAAGAAGACGACGAAGGCUCCACACCCACGGGCCAGCGCUGGGGACCUGCUGGCCAGCGACACCCUCAGCCCCAACACUGCCAGGACAACACCUCCACCACCGCCGCCGGGAAGUCUUAACCUUCUCAUGCAGCAGAAAGCUCUCACGGGCACGUCCACCCUCGACCACGACCACGGACCCUAGGCCGCCGGUGUGUGGAGGAAAAGAGAACAAGGAAAGAACGAGGACAACAACAACACACUCAGCUUCCGCAAAGGUU